Caenorhabditis sp. 36 PRJEB53466 is the source of this 2180-nucleotide messenger RNA. NCBI's taxonomy places the organism in Eukaryota, Metazoa, Nematoda, Chromadorea, Rhabditida, Rhabditidae. The record is from the annotation of a GenBank genome assembly.
AUGUCGGGUGAGUUAAUCGACAGUACACUGUGCUUCAUUUCCUCUUUCAGACGACGUGAACGCAGUCAUUUCGAUCGUCGACGCCAGUCUCGCGGACGGACUCUUCGAUGCCGCCAAAAUUUCCGAAGGACUCGAGGCGAUUGUUCAAUUGGGAGCUGUCGUGAAGGGCUACAAUCCGGACGAGCCGAUCGCAGAGUUGGCCGAUUUGAAAGGAAAACUUGAAGAGGUAAUAAUGGACGUUGUACACGAUUGAAAACGUUUUGAUAGUUGUCCGGAAAGUUGACCGAGCAUCUCAACGAACUGACCGCACUUAUUGGAGGCGAUGAGGGUUUUUACAAGGUGAGCGCUCACGGCGAGUGGCAAAGAAUAGUGAGAAAAGCGUGCAGACGUUGACGGAAACACUCACUAACUUGCUGACGGUUGUGGCUGAAAGUGUGGGCGAGCCCGACGACGACAAGAAAGGAAGUGUGGAAGGCGCAGUCAACGAAAACCCUCCAUUGGAGUAUGGAUACGUAAGUGACUACACGGAACCCCCCAGGCAUUCCAAUGCGCAAGCGAGUUGUCAAUGGGGCGCGCUUGCAUCCACCGUCGACUCGCAGUUUCUUUUUUCAAUUCAAAACCAGAAUUCGUUCGUUUUUCUCUUAAUAAACACUCCAAUUUUGUUCAUUGCGAACCGUAGGGCGAUUGUCUGAGUUAAAAGCAUCGAUUUAAAGGUGGUGUCCAACGUGACAUAUUCUUAAAAUUAACUUCGAAGUGGGGCCUUCACUUUCCCGAAGUCCCGAAUUACGAAAAAAAUUCCCCGAUUUUUAAGAUUUUUUUCAAAAAAGUUAAUGGUACCGAGAGAAGUACACGGCGAAAUGGAAGAGCUGGCCUAGAUUUGCAAUAUUUAAAAAAAAUUUAUGAUUUUUUCUGUGCCGUGACGCCAAAAAAAUCGAUAAUCUAAAACUUUUUUUGUUGUUUUUCCGGGUUUUUCGCUCAAUCUUCGGUUUGCGCGCUGAAAAAUAAAUAGAAAGAGAUGGCUCAAUCAUUUCCUGAGUCUAAAUUAAAGUUUGCGAGUUACAGAAAGUUUUUUUUUUCAAAGUAAUGCGAAAAAUCCAAAACUUUCUAUUUUCAGUUUUACAAAAAGUGGCUGAAUUUCUGAAUUUUGAAAGUUUCAGAUUAUCGAUUUUUUUGGCGUCACGGCACAGAAAAAAUCAUAAAUUUUUUUAAAUAUUGCAAAUAAGUGUGUAAAUAUUGCAAAUAAGUGUGUGUUAUUGAAAAUUUAAGAAAAUUGCACGAAAACGGAAAAAAAUCGGAAGAAAGGGGAAUUCCAUCCGGGGACUAGAAAAAUCUGGGCCAGCUCUUCCAUUUCGCCGUGUAGUUCUUCUCUCGGUACCAUUAACUUUUUUGAAAAAAAUCUUAAAAAUCGGGGAAUUUUUUUCGUAAUUCGGGACUUCGGGAAAGUGAAUGGCCCACUUUGAAGUUUAUUUUAAAAAUAUGUUGUAUGUCACGUUGGACACCACCUUUAAGCGCUCAACCGUCGAAAAAUGUACAGAAUUGAGAUAAUUUAGGCAAAUUUUCGAUUCCGAAAGGAAAAAAUUCUGUAAUUUUCACAUAAAACGUUUCGAAAUUGAUGACGAAGCGGUUAAAAUUUCAUUCAUUUUUUAUUCAUUUCUAAUCAUUAUUAUAAGUUUUGACACUGAUUGGUUCUGAAAAGAUGGGGAUAAUGCAAAAAAAUGGGAAAAUUGAAAUGAGAAACUCUACAACAACGACGCUCCAGAAUUACGCAUUACGCGCCUUGUUUAGCGCACGUGAAUUGCGUGCCAACGGAAUUUUUGAUUGGAAGGCUGGCGUCUUUUGCUUUGACUAAACACUUGUUUCCAUUUAUAGAAGCUGCAAAGUGUACUGGGACAAGAUUCCGGAAAUCCAAUCAAGAUUGCAUGGAAUCAAGAUCCACAAGAGUCGACUGUCCUGCACUGGAAGACAAUUUUGGGCAGUGUUUUCGGCCAACUGGUCAGUUAUCGAUUGAAUUUUUCGGCAACAACUGAUACUAGCCAUUUUUGCAGUUGUUCAUCGAAGCCUACGUGAGCGGUUUGCUGCGCAAUGGAGAUUUGUACGGAGCGGAGGAACUCAAGUUGCUUGUUACCGGAUUUGACGAAGAUGUUGAGAAGUGGAAGAAAGAAUUGGAGCCUGAAAGCUGA